Anolis sagrei ordinatus is the source of this 2291-nucleotide messenger RNA. The record is from RefSeq and is a predicted model, not a curated record. NCBI's taxonomy places the organism in Eukaryota, Metazoa, Chordata, Lepidosauria, Squamata, Anolidae.
AGCUCGGCUUUCCUUUUGGGGAGGAGGGCCUUCCCUGGCCCUGGCCACCCUCCGGCAAUACAAUACACGCCCCCGCUUUGAGCUUCCCCACUUUCACCUGCCAACCUCGAGGAAGAAAUGACCAUGAUGAGGACCAUAUAUAAAUAUGUGAGAGGAAGCCAUAGGGAGGAGGGAGCAAGCUUGUUUUCCGCUGCCCUGGAGACUAGAACGUGGAACAAUGGGUUCAAACUACAGGAAAGGAGAUUCCACCUGAAUAUGAAGAAGCAUUCCUAACUGUGAGAGCUGUUCAGCAGUGGAACUCUCUGCCAUGGAGUGUGGUGGAGGUUCCUUCUUUGGAGGCUUUUAAGCAGAGGCUGGAUGGUCAUCUAUCGGGGGUGCUUUGAAUGCGAUUUUCCUGCUUCUUUGCAGGGGGUUAGACUGGAUGGCCCCACAAGGUCUCUUUGAACUCUGUGAUUCUAGUAGGCAAAACUUUCCAGCUUCCCAACAUAUGACCUCUGAAUGGGAAGUGGAGAAGAGAAAAUAUGCAAGUUUUAAAACUCAGUUGCCUCAGUAAUCACUCUCUCACAGUUCUUCUCUUUGAAACAUUUGUACGACUAAUAGCUAAAUUGUUUUUUAAAACUCUAUCCAGUCAUUUUUUCCCCUAUUGUAUCUAUAGCAGGAAACUGGUGUGACUGCCUUGUCUCAGCCUGUCAUAUGGUUUCGGGAAGCACACCUGCCUCCCCAUCUAAGCCCCAUACACAAAGGGGACAAGACCAACAUGCCACUUUCUUGGCUUCUUUGCAAACCAAACCUAUUAUUUUUCAUUUCUAAAUGACCCUAAUGCAAGCAUGGGCAAACUUGGGCCCUCCCUCCAGGUGUUUUGUACUUCAACUCCCACCAUUCCUAAUAGCCUCAGGCCCCUUCCUUAAACAGAUGAGGGCUGUUAGGAAUUGUGGGAGUUGAAGUCCAAAACACUUGGAGGGCCCAAGUUUGCCCAUGCCUGCCCCAAUGAGUCAUUUUGGAUCUCUUUUGGAAAAGAAAUCAAAAAAUAUCUCACCCACAAACAGGUGACCUUAGUCAGCAAGCCACAUGUUUCUGAAGGAAGUGUUGAUGAUGUCCAGAUCAUCAAUGAUGAUGAUGUCCAGAUCUGUCACUCCUUCUCACCUGUCACCAAGGAGGCUGUUCAGACCUUGAAUCGGUGUUUAGCUGCUGUGUCGGACUGGAUGAGAGCUAACAAAUUGAAACUGAAUCCAGACAAGACAGAGGUCCUACUGGUCAGUCGUAAGGCCGAACAGGGUAUAGGGUUACAGCCUGUGCUGGACGGGGUUAAACUCCCCCUGAAGAUGCAGGUUCGCAGCUUGGGAGUGAUCCUGGACUCAUCGCUGAGCCUGGAACCCCAGGUCUCGGCGGUGGCCGGGAGAGCUUAUGCACAAUUAAAACUUGUGCACCAGUUGCGCCCGUACCUUGGGAAGUCUGAUCUGGCCACAGUGGUCCAUGCUCUUGUUACAUCCCAAAUAGACUACUGCAACGCACUCUACGUAGGGUUGCCCUUGAAGACUGUUAGGAAACUUCAACUGGUCCAGCGAGCGGCAGUCAGAUUACUCACCGGAGCGUCAUACAGGGAGCAUACCACCCCCCUGCUGUGUCAGCUCCACUGGCUGCCGGUUCAGUUCCGAGCACAAUUCAAUUUGUUCAGUUCCGAGCACAAUUUGACCUACAAAACCCUGUAUGGUUCCGGUGCAGUGUAUCUGUCGGAACGUAUCUCCCUCUACGUCCCACCCCGGAGUCUGAGAUCAUCUGGGGAGGCCCUGUUCUCGACCCCACCGCUAUCACAAGUGAGGUUGGUGGGGACGAGGAGCAGGGCCUUCUCGGUGGUGGCCCCUCACCUGUGGAACUCAUUCCCGGGAGAAAUUAGGGCAUCAACAUCCCUCCUCUCCUUCAGGAGGAAAGUAAAGACGUGGUUGUGGGACCAGGCCUUUGGGCAAUCUGACAACUAGAUAAGGACAAUCAAACGACUAGGACUGACAGGACUGACAAAUGUGGAAUUGGAAUUUGGACUAUGAGAUAGUGAACGCUGACCGUCUAUGAGGAGUAAUUAGGUUUGUAUUGUUUUAUUGGUUUUACUGGUUUUAGGGUUGUAAUGCAGGAAUUGUUGUUUUAACUGUUCAACUGUUUAAUUGAUGUUAUUUUGUUUACUACUGUUAUAUGAUGAUGGCAUCGAACUGUGCCUUUGUAAGCCGCCCUGAGUCCCCUUCGGGGUGAGAAGGGCAGGGUAGAAGAAACCGAAAUAAAUAAAUAAUAAAUUGGGGAAA